AGGGAAAGAGAUCAAUGGCUUUGGGUUUGGGAGGUCGCUAUUUAGGCCUUUGCCUUCUGCUUGCUUUCGUGCUUGUCUCUAAUGCUCGAACCACUCUUUUCUUCUCUCAACAUGAUGAAACAACAGAGAUGAAUGUGGCAGGAAGGUCCUUGAAAACGAUCAGCCUUAACGACUAUGGUGAAACCAGGGCAAAUAGUAGACAUGAUCCUUCAAGGCGCGGAGGCAGAAAAGGUUGAUCCAUGAAUUUAAAAUUAAUUUAGAUUUUGUGAAGUGAAUAAUUUGUGUGUAAAUGCUCCUUAUAUGUACAUGAGAGAUGGAAAUAAGAUAUUACAGAGAGGAUAAAAUUAGAGAAUGUGAAUCUCAUAAUUCAUAUUCUCACACUUGUUGUAAUCUUUCUGUCUCUCCACUUUAAAGAAAACUAUUACCUA
This is a messenger RNA of Neltuma alba, 428 nucleotides long. Its product is annotated as protein PSY3-like. The transcript has 2 exons. Bases 15 to 236 code for a protein of 73 amino acids. Lineage: Eukaryota; Viridiplantae; Streptophyta; Magnoliopsida; Fabales; Fabaceae. The record is from RefSeq and is a predicted model, not a curated record.